CAUGUAGCCCUUUAAAUUUAAGUGUCGAUAAAUAAGAAUGGUUUCAACUGCAUACAAUUACAUUUUUUACAAUUACACUCAUGCAAUUGAACCAGGCAAUAUUUCCUACUGAAAAUGUGUACAUGUAUGUUUGUUUGAAUGUCCUGGCAUGUUUUCAAGUUCUAAUAGAGAAAGGUUCCCACUAAUGCGUUCAGUUGAGCAAAAGGCAUUUGUCCAAAUUUGGGCGAAAUUGUAAGGAAUUAAGGCUCAUUAUUGCAACACAUAUUUGCUCAUUAUACAAUGUCGUUAAAAAUUGCUUCACUUUUCUUUGGUACUGAAAUAACAAAGAUUGGGCAACUUCAUCCCCUUAAAACAAAGAGUGAGAAAGCCUAAAGAGUCCUUGGGUAACUAUGCAUUGUUUGUUUAAUUGGGCAUGUGAUGUACUUAUUGUUGAGAUUUUUCUUAAAGUGGCCAUGGGUUUGUAAUCCUCAAGCCCCUCCCUAGUCUGCCUUCAGUGGGAUAAAACUGGCAGGUUCCAGGCCUCCUAGAAGCCCACCACAUCUCCUCCUCGGGAUGUAUCCUCUAGAGUUGCUCAGCUUGUUUUUUAUAUCUGUGAUCACAGACUAUGAAGAAAAAAAGAAGAAGCAAGUGAUUCAAUAUGACAUCUCCAUGUUUAAAAGAGGAGAUUUGCUUGAGGUCCCUCGAACCCUCUUCACACAUUUUGGAAUCUAUCUGGGGAACAACCGUGUGGCUCACUUCAUCCCUGAUAUCUUGCCGGUCUUUACCAUGGACAAGAAGGCCCUUGAGAAAAUGGUGACUAACAACCGUCUGAUUUUGGGUGUGAUAACAAAACAAGCAACUGUCCGAGUGGACUCAGUGGAGGACUUUGCAUAUGGAGCAGAGAUUCUUGUCAACCACAUGGACAAGGUGUGCAGUCGGCCAUCAUUCGAUGGUGAGGAAGUAGCUAGGCGAGCUGAGAAGCUCUUGGGCUAUGCGAAUUACAGUCUGCUGUGGUACAACUGUGAACAUUAUGUGAUGUACUGCAGAUAUGGCACCAAUAUGAGCUUUCAGACCUACCAGUUCUGCAAAGCAGUGCGCAAGAUUGUAUGCAGCAAGACCAGUUCUCUCCUAAGCCUACUAUUGUGCUUGUUUGUGAUGUUUUAUCUGGAAGCUCUGUCCAUCUUUGGAAUUUUGCCAACAGUAAUCAUCCCCUUCACUAUUUGGAUGGCAUCCUGAAUCUCUACAACAAGCCACAUCAACACCUCUUUGUUGAAAUGUCUGUGGACUAAUGGAUAUCACCAGCCACUGUACAUUAUUUAGUUCAAGGUGCUUCUCCAUUCUCCAUCAUCCUGGAGCACAUUUAUAACAUACACAGAUUUUAGGCAAUGGGCAAUUAAGUAUUUCUGAUUAAACCCAUGUAAGGAUGUGAUCUUCUUGUUAAGUGCUAUCAUGUUAAGAUGUGUUGAAUAAUUUAUUUUCUUACUGUAUUAUUUUGUGACUUAUAAUAACGCCAUAUUAGCUAUUAAUUAAAGAAAA
Messenger RNA from Xyrauchen texanus (razorback sucker), 1515 nucleotides. RefSeq names its product lecithin retinol acyltransferase-like. Gene Ontology annotation, biological process: retinol metabolic process. Gene Ontology annotation, molecular function: phosphatidylcholine-retinol O-acyltransferase activity. The transcript has 2 exons. Lineage: Eukaryota; Metazoa; Chordata; Actinopteri; Cypriniformes; Catostomidae. The record is from RefSeq and is a predicted model, not a curated record. Bases 553 to 1215 code for a protein of 220 amino acids.